Lithohypha guttulata is the source of this 792-nucleotide messenger RNA. RefSeq lists its product as uncharacterized. The record is from RefSeq and is a predicted model, not a curated record. The transcript has a single exon. NCBI's taxonomy places the organism in Eukaryota, Fungi, Ascomycota, Eurotiomycetes, Chaetothyriales, Trichomeriaceae. Bases 1 to 792 code for a protein of 263 amino acids.
AUGUCAGUACCCGAUACAACAGCGGCCACAGAGAUCGCCAGUAUCCCACCAAAACACACGAAGUCUGUUCGCUUUGCAAAGAAGGUGCAAGUUAACAUUGUGAGCUUUGAGGAUGAGAGCUUGCAAGAAGCAUAUGAAGAUACCAUCCAAGAUACCCUCCAAGAUACCCCAGCAUCAGCAGCGACCCGGGGACCUGCGCAAGAACAAAAGGACGCUCCACAAACGUCACCUUGGAGCUUGAUAAAUCUCACUGGCUUUACGAUAGGACAUCUGAAUCCCAUCCAAACAGUAAAACAAAUGGAAAAACAGAAGAAGCUCGAUGAAGAGUUCAAGCAGAGCUUACCUUGGAUUCAAGAGACCCUCACCCAAUUCACGAUCGAGGUAUUGAGCACUGAAGGGAAAUCCGUCCGCCAAGGCUGCUCGUCCGAGUAUGAAGCCAUGUUCGACCACGGGAUGCGGAGUAUGUCGUUUCUUGUUAAGAAUAGUCGGCAAGAGAAAUGCUCUCUGCUUGGAAUCAUGUUGCAUUAUGCGAAGAGGAUCAUAGUGUUGGAUGCAUCUAACUUCAAGGAAGUAGAGAUCCUGAACGAUGAGCUGGACUUUGCUGAGAUGCUGAGUGUGACGGGGCUCAAGAUGAAGCCGCCGAACCAUGGCAAAAGCAUGAGUAAGCCGGAUCUGGAUCUGAUGAAGAAGAGCUGGAAGAAGGCUGAAACUCAGUGGUGGUCAAUGGAGGAUUGGGAGGACCAGAAAGCGGCGAAGGCAGCAUCUGUUUCGCAGAACGAAGAAUCAAUGUAA